Molecule: messenger RNA, 4709 nt
Organism: Miniopterus natalensis
Lineage: Eukaryota; Metazoa; Chordata; Mammalia; Chiroptera; Miniopteridae
Source: RefSeq, a predicted model, not a curated record
AUGACCUACUUCAACUGGAUGAGCAGGAGUGUCCUCUGUGAGGACGAGGCCUUUAAGCUGAGACUGAAGAAAGAGAAUUGUGAAAAGUCACAGGUUAUGUGUUCAGACAGAUGGAACAAUACGAGCAAAGACUCGAGGGUGAGAAAACCCUCAAUCCCCGGCGCGGUCUACAGAUGUCCGAUCGCAAGGAAUCCAAACCGAACGUGCGAACAGCUCCAGUUGGGUAGCCCUGGUGGAGAACCUUGUGGAAGGACUUGUUUGGAAGAAAGAGACAAUCAGUGGUUGGGGGUCACUCUUUCCAGACAGCCAGGAGAAAAUGGAGCCAUCGUGACUUGUGGGCAUAGAUGGAAAAAUAUAUAUUAUGUGAAGAAUGAAAAUAAGCUCCCCUUGGGUGUUUGCUAUGGAAUGCCCUCUGAUUUGCGAACAGAAUUGAGUAAAAGAAUAGCUCCAUGUUAUCGAGAUCAUGUGAAAAAGUUUGGAGAACAUUUUGCAUCAUGUCAAGUUGGAAUAUCAAGUUUUUACACAGAGGAUUUAAUUGUGAUGGGAGCUCCAGGAUCAUCUUAUUGGACUGGCUCACUUUUUGUCUACAAUAUAACUACAAAUAAUUACAAGGCUUUUUUAGAUGAAGAAAAUCAAGUAAAAUUUGGAAGUUACUUAGGAUACUCAGUUGGAGCUGGUCAUUUUCGGAGCAAGCAUACUACUGAAGUCGUUGGCGGAGCCCCUCAACAUGAACAGAUUGGUAAAGCAUACAUAUUCAGCAUUGAAGCAAAAGAACUAAAUAUCUUACAUGAAAUGAAAGGUAAAAAGCUUGGCUCCUACUUUGGAGCUUCUGUCUGCGCCGUGGACCUCAACGCCGAUGGCCUGUCGGACCUGCUGGUGGGCGCGCCCAUGCAGAGCGUCGUCAGGGAGGAAGGCAGGGUGUUCGUGUACAUCAACUCGGGCUCGGGAGCAGUAAUGAAUGAAAUGGAAACAGAGCUCGUCGGAAGUGACAAAUACGCUGCAAGAUUUGGGGAAUCUAUAGUUAAUCUUGGUGACAUUGAUAACGAUGGCUUCGAAGAUGUUGCUAUUGGAGCUCCACAAGAAGAUGACUUGAGAGGUGCUAUUUAUAUUUACAAUGGCGGAGCAGAUGGGAUCUCAUCAGCCUUCUCACAGAGAAUUGAAGGGCUUCAAAUCAGCAAAUCCUUACGUAUGUUUGGACAGUCUAUCUCUGGGCAAAUUGAUGCAGAUAAUAAUGGAUAUGUAGAUGUAGCAGUUGGUGCUUUUCUAUCUGAUUCUGCUGUGUUGUUAAGGACCAGACCUGUAGUGAUUGUUGAAGCUUCUUUAAACCAUCCUGAGUCAGUAAAUAGAACAAAUUUUAACUGUACUGAAAAUGGAUUGCCUUCUGUGUGCAUGGAUCUAACGCUCUGUUUCUCAUACAAAGGCAAAGAGGUUCCAGGUUAUAUUGUUCUGUUUUAUAACAUGAGUUUGGAUGUGAACAGAAAGGCGGAGUCUCCACCGAGGUUCUACUUCUCUUCUAAUGGAACUUCUGAUGUGAUUACAGGAAGCAUGAAAGUAUUCAGCACAAAACCUGCCUGCAAAGCAUAUCAAGCAUUUAUGCGGAAAGACGUGCGAGACAUCCUCACCCCAAUUCAGAUCGUAGCCGCUUACCACCUUGGGCAAGAUACCAGCACUAAACAAAGCACAGGGGAAUUCCCACCACUUCAGCCAAUUCUUCAGCAGAAGAAAGAAAAAGACAUCAUUGAAAAAACGAUAAACUUUGCAAGGUUUUGUGCCCAUGAAAACUGUUCUGCUGAUUUACACGUUUCUGCAAAAAUUGGAUUUUCCAAGCCACACGAAAAUAAAACCUAUCUCCCUAUUGGAAGUAUGAAGACAGUAAUGCUGAAUGUGUCCUUAUUUAAUGCUGGAGAUGAUGCAUAUGACACAACUCUCCAUAUCAAACUACCCACUGGCCUUUACUUCAUUAAUAUUUUAGAUCUGGAAGAGAAGCAGAUAAAUUGUGAAGUAUCAGACAUAUCUGGCGUAGUAAAAAUUGACUGCAAUGUUGGUUAUAUAUAUGUAGCUCAUCUCUCAAGGGUAGACCUCAGCAUUCUCCUGGAUGUGAGCGAGAUCAGCAGAGCAGAGGAGGACCUCAACAUCACAGUGCACGCCUCCUGCGAAAACGAAGGGGAGAUGGACCAUCUGCAGCGUAACAAAGUGACUGUAGCAAUACCUCUGAAGUACGAAGUCAUGCUGGCUGUGUACGGGUUUGUAACCCCAAGUUCAUUUGUGUAUGGCUCAAAGGAGGACGAGCCUGAAAAGUGCAUGGCAGAGAAAAUGAACAUCACUUUCCAUGUUAUCAACACUGGCUAUAGCAUGGCUCCCAAUGUUAGUGUGGAAAUCAUGGUACCAAAUUCUUUUACCCCCCAAACUGAUAAGUUGUUCAACAUUUUGGAUGUCCAGACUAGUGCAGGAGAAUGCCAUUUUAAAAAUUAUCCAAGGAUGUGUACAUCAGAGCAGGAAAAAGGCACAAUGGAGGCUCUGAAAGACAUGUUUAAAUUCUUCUCGAAGUCUGAUAAGAGGCAACUGUACUGCAUAAAAGCCGAUCCACAUUGUUUAAAUUUCUUAUGCAAUUUGGGGAAAGUGGAAAAUGGAAAAGAAGCCAGUGUUCACAUUCAGUUGGAAGGGCGGCCAUCUAUCUUAGAAAUGGAUGACACUUCAGCACUCAGUUUUGAAAUAAGGGCAACAGCUUUUCCAGAGCCACAUCCAAAAGUUAUUGAAGUAAACAAGGAUGUCAAUGUUGGACAUGUUUGGCUCGAAGGACUACAUCAUCAAAUACCCAAACGUCAUUUGACUAUAGCAAUUAUUUCAAGUAGCUUGAUACUUGGACUUGCUUUACUUUUAUUGAUUUCAUGUGUUAUGUGGAAGGCUGGCUUCUUUAAAAGACAGUACAAAUCCAUCCUACAGGAAGAAAACAGAAGAGACAGUUGGAAUUACGUUAACAGUAAAAGCAAUGACGAUGAUUAAAGACUUCUUUCAAAUUGAGAGAACUAAGACUCAGGUAUAUAAUAAAGAUUUAAAACAUUGUUUACAAGAACCCAUGAACUUGGCUUUGCCCAGAGUUUUUCAUAUACUUCUUUUACUCAUUACCUUGUGACAUAUUAUGUCUUAAGGCAAAUGAAAAAUCCACACACUGACAUUCUUUAAGACAAUAUAAAACUGAAAGGUGAUAAUAUAUCCAAAUGUAUUCUUUCAGUUCUUAAAUGUAUAGAAAACACUAAAACACUCAAUUUAUUCAAGAUAUGUAAUCCCUGGAACAUCUUUGAGACUUGUUUGAAAUAUGUUCUUUAAAAAUAUUUAGCAGAAUUAUUUUCAAAGAGCUGUUUCCAAAUUUCCUAAUGAAUAAAAGACCAUUGUCAUUGUCAAGCAUAUUUUACCUUUAAGACCUUUACUUGUAAUAUAUUUCCUAUGGGCUUUGAUCAACAACCAUUCAGCAGUCUAUGAUUAUUAUGGGCCUGAAGAGCAAACUUCAAACUGAACUUAUAUACACUGGUUUGAGCUUAAUGGGAUGACUUCUGGGUAAAUAUUGUUUUUACAGCUAUGGAUUUCUUCUUUCUGUAUAUACCUAACUUUAAAAUAUAUAUAUAUAUGUUCAUAUAGGUAUAAAUCCAUGAUAUGAAUCCUCUCCUGUAACAUAAUUUUUUCAAGGGUAUCGGAGUAAAUUUUAAAAAUCCAUUAUUAGUCAAAUUUUUUGUUUACAAAACAACAGUACUUAAGAAUUUGCAUUUAUAUUCUGAAGCAGAUUGUGAAUGUUGCACUUUAGCUGGUAUUUGAAGUAUAAAUACACUGAUCUAUGUAAAAUAUGCAAACUGUACCUCACAAAUAAUUUUUAAAAAUCAAAGCUCUGCAAAAACAAUGAUUAGGGGACAGUAUUUCAUGCUGAUACUCUGUAAAAUAGUAACUGGAUGUUACUCUUUUCUAUUGAAAUGUAAAUGUUAAACAUCCUUCCAUCAGGUCUAUAAGAGCAAUCUCUUCUGCAUGGAAAUGGGGAAACAAAUUUCAGAAAUUUAACUAUAUAAAUUUAAAAAUACAGAUUUAGCUUAUAUCCAGUGAAUAUACAUUUUUUAUUGGUUGUCUUGAUUCUUUUUUAUAUAAUGAAAUAGUUUCUGGAUUUUAAAUAAUUUAUCUUUUAAUGCCUUUACAUUUACAACUAUAAACUUUUUAUAAUAUUUAUUCAUGCAUAUGAACUAGAUGCUGAUUGUAGAAUAUAAUUUCAUCUGAGCUGGGCUAAAUCUAUCUUUAUAUGUAUAAGAAGACUGUGGCCAAAUUUUGAAAAUCUGUUAAGGAUGUGAUCAAAUAGAUAAAUUAGAAUAGAUAAAUAUUUCUUUAUAGGAAGUCCCUGCCAACAGCUGUCUUCUGCAGACUGCCUAAUUCCUCUAAGUUAUCCAUCACAGGCCUGCAGUCUGUGAUUGGUGGAGAGUGAGAGAUACGUGGAGAUUUGUGAAACCCAAUCUCUAUGAGCACGAAACCUCCUGAACUCUGUGUGCCAAUAGAAUUUAAUUCCAUUUAUAAUAUUUGAAAGUUUUUUUGUGUUUUUUUUAGCAGAAGCUAUUUUUGGUUUUUCAUUAUAAAAAGCCAAGUAGUUCAGGAGAAUGUCUAGACUCAUUGGUGGAAAAUCAAACCCAAAUUUAGAAUUUCUUUCUCAAGGGUGAUCCCUGAGGGAAUUUAAAUUU